Paraglomus occultum is the source of this 2703-nucleotide messenger RNA. Lineage: Eukaryota; Fungi; Glomeromycota; Glomeromycetes; Paraglomerales; Paraglomeraceae. The record is from the annotation of a GenBank genome assembly.
AUGCCCGACAACGGACAUAAAGGUUGGCUAGAUAGAAGCAUUAAGGAAGGAAAUAUCAAAUGUAUUUCAGAGGAUGACAUCCUGGAUCGUACAUUCAUUGGCUAUAGUGGAUAUGGGGUAGUGUUCAAAGCAAAAUUAAAAGCAAAAUUAAAAGACACUGGAAUGUAUAUUGCAUUGAAAACAUUAAUUUCAAGCUCGAUCAACUAUGAUGAGAAAUUAUACAAACGAUUCGUUGAAGAGUUGAAGAAUCAUAAAGCAGCGAACGCUCAUCCUAACAUCAUUAAAUUUUUGGGUGUAUGCAGAGACAUUUUCAAUGAUUGUAUUAUCUAUGAAUAUGCUGAUGGUGGAACUCUGCGCCAACACUUGAAUGAACAAUUUGAUAAUUUAACCUGGAAAGAUAAAUACAAGUUGGGCUUGGAGAUCGCCAACGGGUUAAGAUUUUUACACAGUCUUAAUAUCUUUCACUUGAACAUGUCAUCGAAUUCUAUUCUUAUUCAAUUAGGUGUUGCGAAAAUAUCCGAUUUGAGGUUGACCACCGUAAUAAAAGAGAUGAUGUCUAUAACUCCAAGCGAAGUUGCCGCGGCAUACAAAGAUCCAGGGUACUUUAAAGAUGACGACUAUGAUGGUGGAAUGGAGGCGGACGUUUUCAGUCUUGGAGUAAUACUCUGGGAAAUAUCGAGUGGAAGGCAUCCUUGCGAAGGGCGUACGAGCAUGGAGGAUAUCAUUUCAUAUCGACGGAAGGGCCAUCGUGAUCCUCCUUUUUCGAAAACACCCAAGGACUAUAUUGAGCUAUAUUCGAAAUGUUGGCGCGAAGACCCUACCAAGCGACCAUCGAGUGAAGAGGUAUACGAACAAUUAAGAACGUGGGCUCUGGAAGAAAUACAUAUUGAUAGCCGGAUGGGGAAAGGAAUUCUCGGAGCUACGAUCGAGUUGAUGGGUACUGUCGCUAUAACGGUGGAUGUUCCGAAAACAACCGAACUGGUUUCUAUGAUUGACCGUAUCAUCAAACUCAUGGACACCGUAAGAUAUAAUAUUGAAACACUACCUCUUAUGAAGCAGUAUAUGACGGAAAUAAGACAGGUUAUCAGUCAUAAUGACGACGUUAUUGAUUCCAACUCUUUGAUGAAGGCGUUAAAAGAUUUGGAAAAGUUUCUAGUGCAGUAUACAAAACCGAAAAUGAUAACGCUUUUGAGAUUUUUCAAUAUGGACCAAAUAGACAGAAAGAUACAGACGUUGUUCAACAAUCUAGACAGUUCUCUCAGUGCCGCUAAUGUAAUAUUGGAUUUCGACAAUAUUCGCAGAUUGAGGCAGCAAAUGGGAUAUUCACAAGAUCAGUUAGAAGACGCGGAAACUAUGGAGAACGGUCUCAGUUCUAUCAAAUACGCUAUUACAAAGAGAAUUCAAAACUCGUUUAUUACGACUGCGUGUUGCCACGGUGUUCCAGUAGUAAAAGAAAAAAUAGAUCGUCUAAAAAUUCGACCCGAAUGGAUCAAGCCGGCUCCCGAUAGUCCAUGUGAUCCUACUAGUAAUACUGAGAAAGUCAUGUAUCGCGGCAGUAUUCCCGCAUCAAAGGUCAAAAUUGCAAAAGAAGGCGACGACAUUGAUAUGUAUUGGAGACAGGCCUACAUUAGCUCCAUAUUGAAGACUGAUUUAUUUGUGUCGAUCCAUAGUGUGGUCGUAGAUACGUAUGGAAAUGUAAAGUUGGGAAACUUUUGGAGUUGCAGAGGAAUUGGCGAUUAUACAACUUCUAUUUCCGAAGUGACCGAGCGCAUCAGGUGGUUAUGUCCGGAGAAAGUAAUCGAUAACAAUCUUCCGUACUCGAUGGAAGCCGAUGUAUACAGUUUCGGUAUGCUCAUGUGGGAAAUCUCGUCACAUGAAGCUCCCUUCGCGGGCAAACACAUCAACGUCGUAAUGGAUUUAUUGAAAAGUGACUCUUCUCCGCGACCGGCAUUGGUUCCUAGCGCACCAAAAAAAUACAAUAGUAUAUUGCAGAAAUGCUGGAGACAAGAUCCCACCGCUCGCCCAAUCAUGCAUGACGUUGUGAAAGAACUCGAACAACUCUACGAAGAUUAUAUCCGAAACGCUGAAACGUACGAACCCGUUUCCGAUACAGAUAGCGAACCCCGCACUCUUAAAAUCUCGGACGUCACGAUCAAAUCGGCCCUACAUCUCCACGCGCAAAAACGCUACAAAGAAGCCUUUGAGCAGUUCAAAAUACUUGCUGACCGUGAUGUGCCCGAUCCCGAAGCAAACUUUUAUGUUGGCCGAUAUCUGAUUGACAAGCGAAUUGUGUUUGAUCACGACAAAGAUCCUAACGUAGGAAUAAGUUACCUCGAGGUAGCGACUCAAUUGGGAUAUUAUGACGCAAUUCAGUACCUCGCUCAAGAGAAGAUGGCGGCGGCAGCGGCACUGCAAAAAAAGUUUAGAGAAGCUGGACAAGAUGAGGAUGCAGAUUUGAUUCGGCAAAGAAUGAAGACGGAAUGUUUGCCGUUAUUUUUAGAAGGUGCGGAGCAUGGUAAUAUACGUUGCAUGAAAGAUCUAGCUGAUUAUGGAAAGAAAUUGGGAGAUGAGUCGAGUUACCAAAAAGGACUGGCAAUGCUGAAGAAAGUCAAGGAGACGGCAAAAGAUCCCAGGGAUAAAACUAAAGCGAAAGAGUUUUUGGAUAAGCUGAAAAAAGAGAAUUAUUCGUCAUCGAAAAAAUAG